Molecule: messenger RNA, 3126 nt
Organism: Serpula lacrymans var. lacrymans S7.9
Lineage: Eukaryota; Fungi; Basidiomycota; Agaricomycetes; Boletales; Serpulaceae
Exons: 12
Coding region: 1-3126 (1041 amino acids)
Source: RefSeq, a predicted model, not a curated record
AUGCUGUCCAAGAGCAAAGUGAUAUUCAAGUUCAAGGGCAGCCUGAUAGCUCACAACCUGAAUAAUGUUUGCAGCUCCAGACUAUACACACAACUUGUUCAGGCAGACCAGUUUGCUUACCAAGACGAUAUGUUGAUUUUUUACCACCAACCGUCACUCGAAGAAGACAAGACACUCAAACCAACGAUAUGCACCCCUCUCCUCACACAUCUGAACACCAAAUUCCACAUUCCCAAAGUCCCCAAUGUCUUAGAUCUAGCGAGGACGUGGAUGAAAUUCCCUCAGAGAAUAUUGAGACAAAACCAGAUUCAUUGGCCAUCUUCAACCCCAGAAAGUGGCAUGUCACUGGACACUAUAUGUGAUACUCCAAACCUCAAAGCAGACAUGACAGAACAAGCUGUGUUGCCUCAGCAAAGGGUCUUUGGUCUGUCGCCAUCAGAAAUUCCACCAGAGCACCUUUUCUUGCCAUUCACAAAUCCUAGCUGUGGCAUUCUCAUGGCAUGGCAAUACACAGGGACAUCAACAAAAUCAGCAGCGGAGCUUACACGGCUAGCAGCCUAUCUUCGUGAUCCUCUAUUUGAUCCUAGUGACCUUGAUGGUUUCAACCCCACUCGUGAACAUAAACUCCUUUACAAAUAUCUGCAGGACCGAGAAAAUCCCUUUCAUGAAGAAAAUGGCUGGCAAGAAUCAGUGGUCAAAAUUUGCUUGCCAAAAGAAAAGAAAAAAUGGGCUCAAGAAGAUGAUGCGCCAGAACUUGAAAUACCAGGUGUUUUUGAGGACGAGGUUUUCAAAACUUACCACACAACACCCUUUCGUCGAUACUGGAAACCAUCAGAUGAUUCAGAUCACACCGUUAGACUCUAUUCUGAAGCUUAUUCAUCAGAUGCAUAUAUUGAUGCUUACAACGAAGUCAACAAUCUACCACGAGAGCCUGGGGACGAACUUGAACACACAGUUGCCUCGCUUAUGUUGUGGUCUGACUCCACACAUCUUGCAAAUUUUGGUAAUGCAAGUAUAUGGCCGUUCUAUGUGUUACUUGGUAAUCAGUCCAAGUACACCCGAGGCAAACCCACAUCUAUGGCAUGCCACCAUCUGGCUUAUAUCCCUACACUGCCGGAUGACAUUCAAGAAGUCUAUAUCUCCCUUUUUGGUGAAGCUGCAACAUCUGCAAACGAGAACUAUCCAGAAAAGAUACUACUUGCAAGCAUCAAAUUUCUAGGCAAUUGCCCAUGCCCACAUUGCUAUGUCAGAAAAUCAGAAGUUCACAAAAUGGGUAAAAAAAAGGAUAUGACUUGCCGUCGCAAGUCAAGAGUAGAUGACAACAUGCGCUGCAACAAGGUCAAUCUGGCACAGGAGCUUAUCUUUCAGCAUGGCAUUCCCAUAAAUAGUGAAAGAAUAGAAUCAGUGCUGGGUGAACAUUCUGUGAUUCCAACUCGAAAUGCUGUCUCAGAGCGUCUCUAUGAAUUUGGGUGUGCAAUGCCGGUAUUCCAAGGUCUACUGUCUGGGAGCCACAACACAAUCAUUCUUGACCUCAUAUUUGCCCUUGAAACUUGGCAUGCAUAUGCAAAGCUUCAUCUGCAUACUGAUGACACUCUCAAGUUUUUUGACGAUGCAACUAUAACACUCAGCCAGGCUGUGCACAAGUCCUUGAAAACCACUUGUGAGUUGUAUGACACAACUGAACUCCCUCAAGAGGAGGCUGCAUGUGGGAGACGAACUGCUGCCCUUGCUUCCAAGAUGGCCAAUGUGGGAAGUCAAGGACUUGGCCAAGACGAUCCAGCAAGAGCGAAGUACACUGGUCCCAAGCGAAAGAAAUUCAACCUGACAACAUACAAGUACCAUGCUCUAGGUGACUACCCAGAUACUAUACGACAAUUUGGAACAACAGAUAGCUAUUCAACACAGCUUGGUGAACUACAACAUCAAUGUGCCAAACAACGGUUCCCGCAAACAAGCAAACAUCAUCUCAUCUCACAAAUGACUCAUCAAGAUGCACGCAAAUGGCUUCUCACCAAGAUUUCCCAACAGCGCAAAGCAGAUAUAUCACCCAUUACAAACACAACAUCCAACAAAAAAUAUACACAACAGUUGGAUGAUAAUCUACCUUACACAAACCCAUCAACGCACUACCAUAUUGCAAAGUCAAGUCGAGACAAAGUUGGGCUGACAAAAUGGCUUGGGGACUUAGAUUUCAUACCACACUUGAAAAACCAUUUACUAGGACGACUCCUUGGUGUAACAUACAAGGGUGAUGAGAUUUUCUAUACUGACAAGCAAUGUGGCACCGUAAAAAUCCUCAAGAACAAACUCUACUGGCACCAAGUGCUACGUUUGAACUAUACCACUUAUGAUCUACGACGUGAACAAGACUCAAUUAAUCCUCGGACACACCCUGACAUUAUGGUUCUUGCCCAUGAAGACCCAGAUGAGACCGAGGAACCCCACCCAUACUGGUACACUAGGGUCAUCAAAAUUUUCCACAUAAAUGUCAAACAUCACAGUGGCCAGUCCAAACUCUCGGAGCCGCAGCAAAUGGAUGUACUUUGGGUACGUUGGUUUGCACGCGACACAAGUACACCCACUGGGUGGGCAGCAAAACGUUGGCACCGAGUUGGCUUUAUGGAUGGGCUUGAACCUGGCGCAUUUGGAUUUCUUGAUCCCGAUGUUGUGAUUCGAGGCAUCCAUCUCAUUCCGGCAUUUGCAUAUGGUCGCACAGAUGAAUACUUACCCCCAUCAAUCACACGACAACCAAAUGAAACUAAUGAAGACUGGGCUUUUUUUGAUGUUAAUAUUUUUGUAGACUGUGACAUGUUCAUGCGGUAUCGAGGCGGUGGUGUUGGGCACAAGGCAACAAGAGAGUGGGACUCUUUCCUUCAGAAAGAGCCCCACAGUUCAACAGACCACAAGAACGAGCCAGCACAGGUUGAGGGUGAGGGUGAUGAUGGCAUAGAGAUAAGCGAGGGCUGGGACACCGAAGAAGAGAGUGAUGAGGAGCAAGAGUUGGAGGGAGAGAACGACAAGGAAGAGGCUGAGGUUAUAGAAGAUGAGGGAGCACAGGAGUGUUAUGGCAAGGACAAGCUUGGAGACGAAGAAGUGUUGGAUGUAGAGGGUUUUGCACCACUGUAG